Salvelinus fontinalis (brook trout) is the source of this 3050-nucleotide messenger RNA. RefSeq names its product iron-sulfur clusters transporter ABCB7, mitochondrial-like. The coding region runs from base 36 to 2255 and encodes 739 amino acids. Gene Ontology annotation, biological process: intracellular iron ion homeostasis; transmembrane transport. The transcript is spliced from 16 exons. Gene Ontology annotation, molecular function: ATP hydrolysis activity; ABC-type transporter activity; ATP binding. The record is from RefSeq and is a predicted model, not a curated record. NCBI's taxonomy places the organism in Eukaryota, Metazoa, Chordata, Actinopteri, Salmoniformes, Salmonidae. Gene Ontology annotation, cellular component: mitochondrial inner membrane.
ACUGUUGAUUAUGGAACCCGCCUUCCUUUGGCAAGAUGGCGCCGCUGUUGGUACAGCUGAAAUGUGGACUCCACUUGCAAAGACAAACCUUUUCUACUUUACUUCAACAUACAAGUUCGUAUCAUAUUUGGAGAGGAGGUAACACACCGAAUGGGAAGCAUCAGAAGACUUAUUUGCUGAGCCCCAACCUGAGGACAGCCACAUGGACAGUCAACAGAAGUGACAACAGACGUUUACUGGAGGCUGCAAAGCAUUUGCAGGUGACCGAGAGGACAUGUUGGCACGGAAAUGCAGGUGGAAGGCUGAACGCAGACCCCAAAAAUGUGCUGAAGGAGGUGAAUUCCAGGACCAUUCUGUCUAACAUGUUGUCCUACGUGUGGCCCAAGGACCGGCCUGAUCUACGGGCUAGAGUAGCCAUCGCCCUGGGGCUGCUGGCUGGAGCUAAGAUGACCAACGUGAUGGUACCCUUCAUGUUUAAGUAUGCUGUGGACGAGCUGAAUGGACUGUCGGGUCACAUGUUGAACCUGAGCGAUGCCCCCAGCACCGUGGCUACCAUGGCAACUGCUGUUCUGAUUGGCUACGGUGUGUCCCGGGCCGGUUCGGCCCUCUUCAACGAGCUGCGUAACGCCGUGUUUGGGAAGGUGGCCCAGAAUUCCAUCCGGCGUAUCGCCAAGAACGUGUUCCUACACCUCCACAGCCUGGACCUGGGCUUCCACCUGUCCCGACAGACGGGGGCGAUGUCAAAGGCCAUUGACAGGGGCACCAGGGGCAUUUCCUUCGUCCUCUCUGCUAUCGUCUUCAACCUGGGACCCACUGUUUUUGAGAUGGGGCUGGUCUCUGCUAUCCUGUAUUAUAAAUGCGGGGUGGAAUUUGCUGCGGUGACUCUGGGUACUCUGGGAGCGUAUACGGCCUUCACCGUUGCUGUCACGCAGUGGAGGACUCGGUUCAGGAUAGAGAUGAACAAGGCAGACAAUGAGGCAGGAAACGCUGCUAUCGACUCUUUACUCAACUAUGAGACCGUUAAGUAUUUCAACAAUGAGAAGUACGAAGCAGAGAAGUAUGAUGGCUAUCUGAAGAGCUACGAGUCCUCGUCCCUGAAGACGACCUACACCCUGGCCAUGCUCAACUUUGGACAGAGUGCCAUCUUUAGUGUGGGUCUCACUGGUAUCAUGGUGCUAGCUAGCAAGGGGAUCAUGGCAGGCUCUAUGACAGUAGGAGACCUGGUGAUGGUGAAUGGUCUGCUUUUCCAGCUCUCUCUGCCUCUUAACUUCCUGGGCACCGUGUACAGAGAGACACGCCAGGCCCUGAUCGACAUGAAUACACUCUUCACACUGCUCAGUAUUGACACCAAGAUCAAGGAAAGAGAGCUGGCCCCUCCUCUCUCCAUCACCCCUCAAGAAGCCACCAUCAGGUUUGAGGAUGUCUACUUUGAGUACCUGGAAGGCCAGAAGGUUCUAGAGGGCGUCUCCUUCCAGGUGCCGGCUGGGAAAAAGGUGGCCAUCGUAGGAGGGAGCGGAUCAGGGAAGAGCACCAUCGUGCGUAUGCUGUUCCGGUUUUACGAGCCCCAGAAGGGAAACAUCUACAUCGCUGGACAGAACAUCAGAGACGUUGGACUGGACAGUCUGCGACGGGCCGUAGGGGUGGUACCACAGGAUGCAGUGCUCUUCCACAACACCAUCUUCUACAACCUUCAGUACGGGAACAUCAACGCCACGCCAGAGGAGGUGUACCAGGUGGCACGGCUGGCAGGGAUCCACGACGCCAUCCUCAGGAUGCCCCACGGAUACGACACUCAGGUCGGCGAGAGGGGACUCAAACUGUCAGGUGGGGAGAAGCAACGUGUGGCCAUAGCCAGGGCCGUUCUGAAGAACCCUCCUAUCCUGCUGUAUGAUGAAGCUACGUCCUCGCUGGACUCUAUCACUGAGGAGAACAUUCUUAGUUCCAUGAAGGGUCUGGUCCAGGACCGGACGUCGGUGUUCAUCGCUCACAGACUGUCCACCAUCGUAGACGCAGACGAGAUCAUCGUACUCAACAAGGGUAAGAUAGCAGAGCGAGGGGACCACCACUCUCUCCUGGCUACUCCAGGCUCUCUGUACGCUGACCUGUGGAACACUCAGAACAGUAAGAUACUGAACCGUAAGAACAGCCCAGUGGAGCUGCAGCCAGAGAGACUCAGCCAGAAGGAGGAGGAGAGGAAGAAACUACAGCAAGAGAUCAUGAACAGUGUCAAGGGCUGUGGGAACUGCUCCUGUUGAGGAGAGACCAGGACAUCCCUCAAUACUUGUCCUCCCUUCCUUCCUUCCUUCACUCACUGACAGCCGGCCCUCAGUACUUUAGUCUCUCUCAGGGGAGGGCCCACCUACACCUCUCUCCAUCUCACUCCUGUCACAACAAACUCUGGGCUGACUGCCCCUCCCCCUGCUCCUCUUGAGAAGGCGAUUGGUGGCCGAAGAGGAGACUGAGAAGGAAGCCUAUCUGCCAUUGGCUGAUGUCUACAGAGAGGCAGUGCUCAUCUACCAAUCAUCUCAGGACAAACCACAUCUUGUAUCUGAUGACAUCAUGGUGUAUAGGACUGAGUAAGAGCAGGACUGAGUAAGAGCAGGACUGAGUAAGAGCAGGACUGGGUUAGAGCGGGACUGAGUGAGAGCAGGACUGAGUAAGAGCGGGACUGAGUAAGAGCGGGACUGAGUAAGAGCGGGACUGAGUAAGAGCGGGACUGAGUAAGAGCGGGACUGAGUAAGAGCGGGACUGAGUAAGAGCGGGACUGAGUAAGAGCGGGACUGAGUAAGAGCGGGACUGAGUAAGAGCGGGACUGAGUAAGAGCGGGACCGAGUAAGAACAGUAAAGCUUAUUGGUCAGAUCAGUGCCCAUGUUGCAUGAUGUCAUCGUGUAAAGUUUGUUAGAACUGAAAACUGGUUGGACUUGUUGUACAAAUUCACUUUCAUGUCCAACAGAAAUGUAAUGUGUAUAAUUGUAUAAAGACAAGAACAUGGUAAUGUGGUGUGAUGAAUAAAGAGCAGUGAGACUCCUAUUGUUGUCAGUCUGAUGAA